GGAUCAAUCAUGACUAUUAUGGCGGAAGCCCAGAUCGAGCUGACGGAAGGCUGCAGAAUACCAGUAUUGCUUAGCAAUGGCGAUGGUUGGCAUAUGGCUGAAGUUCUCAGCAAGAAAGAAAUCAAUGGCAAACCAUUGUAUUACAUUCAUUUUGAUGACUACAAUAAAAGAUUGGAUGAAUGGGUGCCAGAGGAACGAAUGGAUCUUACACGAAUGGAACAACCAAAGAAGGAUGUUAAAACACCCAAAAAGGAAUCCUUCACCAGCAAGCUUGCCAAUGGAUCACGCCCUGCAAGUCCUGUAGAGAAUGGCUCAAGCACAAGUGGAAUGUUGGGGUUGGGAGGGGGAGGUUUCUCACCUGCCCCCUCACCGUUACCCCCUGGUGCUGGUGGAGGCAUGGGAGGUGGUAUGAACAAAAAGAACUCACUGAACAACAGAAAGCGCAAGCUUGAAGAUGAUUCUCAUCGGUUUCCUCCACCUUGCAAGGCAUCUGUAGAGCCUAACCCAAGCUUUUCCAUUGAACUGAAGACAGAUUCUCAAGAUGGAGGGCUAAUGCCUCGACAAACAGGCAGCAUGGUGGCGCAUCACGAUGAUGUUGUGACGAGGAUGAAGAACAUUGAACUGAUUGAGAUUGGCAAAUGGCGAAUACGACCUUGGUAUUUUUCACCUUAUCCACAGGUCCUUACAAGUAACGCUAUACUAUACCUUUGUGAAUAUUGUCUCAAAUAUGUCAAGAGCAGCAAAUGCCUGGAGCGUCACUUGGCCAAAUGUUUACAUCGUCACCCACCAGGUAAUGAGAUCUAUAGAAAAACAAACAUUUCUUUCUUUGAGAUUGACGGCAGAAAGAACAAGGUAUAUGCUCAGAACCUAUGUCUUCUGGCAAAAUUGUUUCUAGACCACAAGACUUUGUACUAUGACACAGAUCCCUUCCUGUUUUAUGUGAUGUGUGAACAGGAUGUUCGGGGUUACCAUAUGGUGGGCUUCUUUUCGAAAGAGAAAGAAUCAACUGAAGACUACAAUGUGGCUUGUAUUCUAACACUACCACCAUAUCAGAGAAAAGGCUAUGGAAAACUGCUCAUCGAGUUCAGUUAUGAGCUGUCCAAAGUGGAGUGCAAAACUGGGUCUCCAGAGAAGCCUCUCUCUGACCUGGGCCUGCUGAGCUAUCGCAGCUACUGGUCACAAACUAUUCUUGAAAUCCUGCUGAACAUGAAGCCAAAUGAACAAGGGGAACGUCCUGCAAUUACGAUCAACGAGUUAUCAGAGAGAACCUCAAUCAAAAAGGAAGAUGUGGUCUCGACGCUACAACACCUCAACCUCAUCAACUACUACAAAGGCCAGUACAUCAUCACUCUGUCUGCUGAGCAGAUUGAAGCCCAUAACCGUGCCAUGAGCAAACGUGGCGUCCGAAUCGAUCCCAAGUGUUUGCACUGGCAGAGUAAAGACUGGAGUCGUAGAGGCAAAUGGUGAUGACGUGUUUGCUGUAGCAGCGUCUGUGGUGACAGACGGGACAGUUGAUUUGACUCAAGACGGGUUUAAAACAGCAGCAUGAAGCAAGACUGUUUUAAUGCGCUUAGGGAUCACAAUGGGAAGUGGGAACAGAAUAUUGUGACUGGUGAAUCAGUGUUUUGAUGUUCUGCCACUUUCACUCCAAUAGGAGUUUCAAUCAUGAUUGUUGUCCUUUAAAAAUUGCAGUUGAAACGUUAUGUUGGUGCUUGAAAUUUUGAGGGAUGAAUCUAAUUAUAGACUGCAGUUCGUCUACAUUUUUCAGCUUGCUUCAUCUAUCACUUUGUUCAAGCACAUGUGUAAGGAUGACUAGAUAUAUUUUCUGUUAGCAGAAUGAUGAGAAAACAGGAGGCAGCUUAUGAUUAGCUUUCUGGUGAUGACGGUUCUCUGCACAUGUGGAAAACAGUAGUUUGGAUUUAAAGAAUGCACACAGGAAUUUUGAUACCAGGUAGGGAUCACCUUUAAAUUGUGUCAUGAUGAUGACUAAUUCUUCUUCAUUUCACUGUGAUCCAUGGAACAAGACAGUAUAACUGUAUAAGUAAACAGAGUUAACUUGUGUGUCACAAAUGUAUUGCAUGGUUCCAAGCUGGAAAUGGUCAUCAUAAAAGAUCAAGAAUGACAGUACAUCAUGCCACGGAAUAUAAAAUCUUUCAUAAUACUUUGUUAAGAACAGAAAAGUGUUGUGGGCUGAAGGAUGUUCCUGUUGUUUCCAUGUGCUAGGCAACUGUUGUGAACAUUGUCUGCAACACUUUUAAGCAGUACAUUUGGGAGGGAAUAGGUGUUUUACACCAAACCAGCAGCUAAGACUAUCGCAAACCAGCUGGCCCUGUGAUUGUCAUCUGCAGAGAAAGAACAGUGUGGCUGGGAAGAGAUCUAAACCCAGGACAGUCAAUCCUAAUUGUAUUUGUGCCAGGUGUUAGCCAUUGUUUUAAGCAGGACCUAUCUUAUGUCAGUGAUCUAUACUCAUGAAGGGAGAGUGUGAGAGAGAGAGAGUGGGUGUGUAUGCAUGUCCUCAUGUGCACCUGCAAUAAAAACCACUGAAUCUUGUGUUGUUGCAUUGAAGUCAUCUCUCUGCACAUGUCAUCUUGACAAAAUGUAUAGUGAAUCCGGAGUAUGCAGCAGAAAGCUGCAUUUACUUGUGAAUGAAAGUCUAUUCUUGCAUUGGCAUGUGAGUAUGACAGGCAGAGAGGUCUGGUAUUGCUGGGAGCGAGGUGUUAUAAUGUCACUGUCGCUUAGGUUCCUACAAUAGAAACAUGCUCAAACUAUGAGUGCCAUGUGAGUGCAACAUAGUCUUUGUAGAGGGAGACAAAUCAGUUCAUUGUGCAAGUUGUGGUUCCUAUGGAAUUUAGAUGUGAUGUGUGAAGUGAAUAAAAACAUGGCCAAUGGACA
Molecule: messenger RNA, 2892 nt
Organism: Pomacea canaliculata
Lineage: Eukaryota; Metazoa; Mollusca; Gastropoda; Architaenioglossa; Ampullariidae
Product: histone acetyltransferase KAT5-like
Exons: 14
Coding region: 10-1467 (485 amino acids)
Biological process (GO): regulation of DNA-templated transcription
Molecular function (GO): histone acetyltransferase activity
Source: RefSeq, a predicted model, not a curated record